This is a messenger RNA of Cheilinus undulatus (humphead wrasse), 2663 nucleotides long. RefSeq lists its product as uncharacterized. The record is from RefSeq and is a predicted model, not a curated record. Lineage: Eukaryota; Metazoa; Chordata; Actinopteri; Labriformes; Labridae. Gene Ontology annotation, molecular function: protein binding. Bases 115 to 1848 code for a protein of 577 amino acids. The transcript has 10 exons.
AUCAGGAAGAGUGAGACUGUGACUCUGCAGAGUAAAUAGCAGCAGACUCAGUUCCCUUUCAGUCAGAAUGGGCCGUAACUGAGUUGAACUGGGAUAUUGUUUUCGGAGGAAACGAUGGAAAUAAUUCGUUUCGGGAUGGGACUGAAGAGGCGACUUGGCGUUCACAACACUUUCAUCCUGCUGGUUUUGGGGAAUAUUGCGACUGUAAUAUGCAUUAAUGGCCAAAGUCUUGACUGUACCAACGACUUUGAUAAAACCAUGUUUUGCAACUUUGGAAGGGAAAACUGUACCGAAUACAGAAUGACUCUUGUGAACGACAGCUGGUAUGGGGAUAAGGGCUGUGUUUUCAAGCAGUGUGACAACGGACAGUGUUGCUGCUCCAUCCAGAUGCCUUAUUUUGUUGCAGAUGAAACUUUUAAAGCAAGAGUUUGGAAAGGAAGCAAAAAGAUUGAGUCAAAACCCAUCAAUGUAAAAGGCAGCGUAAAGCCCAAAACCCCAACAAUCAUCUCAGUCAAUGAAUCCAUGGAGAACUUUAAAGUUGUUUGGUUGACAAACGUGGACGACAUUCUGAGUACGAGUCUGACUGCUGAAGUGACUUAUCGUGUUAAAGGAUCCACUAAAAAGGAAUCUGUACGGGUUAACCAAACUGCAGCUAACGGAAGAAACGACUAUGAAAUACAAGGACGACUCUUGGAGCCAAGGACAACGUAUGUGGUCAGUGUGAGAAGCUACACGGCCUGGAGCAACAAGUUCAGUGACAGUAGUAACGAAAAGGAGUUUACAACCUAUACUCCGUUCACCAUCAUCAGCCUCUGUGUAGCUGCAGUCCUCAUCAGUGGUGUUAUAUAUGGCUGUUACAUAAAACUCAGAUCAAAAUGGUUGGACACAGUGGAAAAAUGUCCAAAUCCAAAACUUCUUGAUAUGCGUCCAUCUGAGCAAAAGUUCUUGAAGACUGCACCGCCCAUCUUCUCCUCUGUCUGUGUUGAGCCUCUCUCAGAUGACAGGAGAGUGUGGUUUAAACAUCCACUGAAAGACUCCAGUGAUGGGAGCCUUCAACAAAGCAGUGGAAUCGGCUCUGGCUCCUCUUGUCUCAGCGACGCCAACUCAGAACCUGCAGACAUUAUAAGUGAAGUUCAGGAUGCCACCAGGAAAGCCCUCUCUAAGAUCAUCAUCUCAACAACAUCACCUUUGACCACUGGCCUAAUGACAGACUUUCCCCAAGACAGCAGUUUGCUCUGUGCUCCUCACAACCUUUGUGAUGUCCAAGAUGAGGACAUGAGCUCCGGGUUGUCUGCGUUCCUAAAUAAAACCUACUCCAUCCCCAUUCCUGGCGACCCAGUCCAGACUACGACAGACAUCUCUGAGGUCCAGAAUGAAAUGCCCUGUGAGACUGCGUACCGUCCAAGUGAGGGUGCCACUGUGGUCUCUACUUACCAACAGGCAGCACCAUGUCCACCCAUCACUUUGCCUUUCUCUUUGAUACCCACUGACAUUUCCUAUCAGCCGUGCAACAUAAAUUCAGGGACAUAUACAUUUCAACACUCCGGUAUAUCCUCCGUCUCCAGUGGAACAAACACAACCCCAUCAUGUGAUCCUGUAUGUAGAGUUGAAGCUGCAUGUGAGGGUUUUGAAAAUGGAAAAAUUGAUGCCGAGGCCAUUGUUAGUGAUGAAAAUCCCUGCUCUGUGCCUGCAGAGUCACACAGCAUCCCUGCAGUGGACUACGACUAUCAGCCAUUUCAACACCUAGUGGAGCCGAGUGUUUUCAUUUCAGACAUGAAAGGGGGUGAGAAAGAGGAACAUUGUAACCAUCCUGAGGACCCUUACAUCAAGACACCUCAAACAGUAUAAAACUCUGAGCUACAGAGACCUCUUCUGGCCCUGAUCUCAGCUGAUCAGUCCAUGCCGAUAAUCACAGACAGCGGCUACCAGUGCUUGUAGAGCUACUAUUUUUUAUGCACUUGCUUUUAGUUGUUUUGAGUUUCUUUGAAUUCAGGGAAUGUAAAAUAUGAGAGGAGGUGGAUAAUGCUGAUUGUUGUGUGACUAAAGUUUCUGUUUCAGUUUACUUUAAAGCAGCAGAGGAGGAGAGAAAAUGAAACUCAAGGUUCUUUUUAGUUCAGUGGAGGCCAUCCUGUGGACCACAUGAACUGUGUUUGAUCUUGAAACUGUAUUGCUGCUAUUCUUGGCCAGGUCUCCUUUGAAAAAGAGAUCUUUGAUCUCAGUGGGACUAACCUGGUUAAAUAAAGGUUAAAUGAAUAAACACGUGGCUCACUCAGUGCAGCCUGCAAGUGUAAUACAGUGCUUAACUCUGUACACCCUAACCCUAACCCAAGUAAGGUUUAUGCCACAGCUGCCCUAAAUUAACAGCAUUGGUAAUUACCAAAGUCAUUGUUUAUGUUUCUGCAAUGGUUAAUACACCAAUAUGUACAAGCUCUUUAACCCAAAUCAUAUUUUUAAUGCUAAAAUAUCAUUAUUAUUGUUAUCCAUGAAUUUUCAAAUUUACUGAUUUACAAAAGAAAGCUGAAAAAUUAGUAAAGCACAAUAAUAUUUCUUGAUUAAUAUGUCAAAUUAUAGUUAUUUACUUGCAUUCCUGAACAGAAAAAUGAGUUUUAGUGGUUGAAUGUUAUGCUCGAUUCAUUUCUGACUUCUCAGAGAAGCCCAGUGAG